AUGAAUUCUGCAACCAUUGCUGUCCAUUGGCAUGACGACAGCCAGCCAGUAUAUUCGGUAAGCUUGCAGCCAGUACAUUAUGCCAGGUCACAGCGUCUAGCCACCGCAGGGGGAGACAACAACGUUCGUGUGUGGAGCAUCAAGUAUGAAUCUUUGGCAAACCUCGAGGAGACUUCUGUGGAAUAUCUUUCCACACUCCGUAAACAUACCCAGGCGGUCAAUGCGGUCAAAUUUGACCCCACAGGACAAAUUCUUGCUACUGCCGGUGAUGAUGGCAUGCUUAUUUUGUGGACUCGUGCUGAUCACAUUGUGCUGGAGUUUGGCCAUCAUGACGAUGAUGUGAAGGAAUCAUGGGUGGUUAAGCUGCUUAAUAAUACACAACUGGAAAUCUACGACAUUUGCUGGUCUCCAGACUCCAAGUAUAUUGCCACAGGUUCCAUGGACAAUAUCACCAAAAUCUAUAGUGUUGAGGGCCAGAAGCUAUGUGAAUUGGCAGACCACUCCCACUACGUGCAAGGUGUGACUUGGGACCCUUUGAACGAAUACUUGGCCACACAAGGAGCAGACCGAACUUUGCAUAUUUACUCAUUGAAAGAGAAUGUCGGAGAAUUUCCGUUUCAGCUUGUUCCUACGCUGUUCUUCAAGGUUCUCAGGGCAGAGCUCCCCUCAUCCAAGUUGCUGACUCCUGGAUACACUUCGUCUGGACUGACAACGGAAGCAGUACUUUCCUCCACGGAAGGCUCUCCGCGGUCCCCGCCUACCCUGGUUAAAACCAUGAGUCCACCAUCCCAAAAGCAUGUGCAUCAGGUAUUCACAUCACCAAAACGCAAAACAUUGCCGAGCGAAUCACUUGCGGCUGUUAUUCCAAGUACGGGAAAAGUGCUCAAACGCUUAAAGCGCUCUUCUCUCCUUUACCAUUCUGAAACUUUGCAGUCGUUUUUCCGAAGACUUGCAUUUUCACCUGAUGGAAGCCUUCUACUAACACCGCUGGGUAUAUACAAGAACGACGACAAUACCGACGACAAGGAUACCCCUGAUUCCACUUUCCUAAAUACUGUGUAUAUUUACACUCGCUCAGGUUUGAACAAACCUCCAGUAUGUCACUUGCCGGGACUUCCGAAACCCGCUGUUGCGAUAUCGUUCAAUCCGAUCACAUACGAAGUGCUGCCUUCGUUGGAAACCAUGGCCUUCAAGCUUCCGUACAAAAUGGUGUUUGCUGUGGCCACUCAAGAUUCUGUGUUCAUUUAUGAUACUCAGAGCUUGCGUCCUAUAGGAUCACUGUCCAACCUACAUUAUUUAACUAUCACUGACCUCUCCUGGGACAACGAUGGGCAGCAUAUAAUUGUCUCUUCAGCAGAAGGAUUUUGUUCAGUCAUUGGCUUCGAAGAAGGAAUUUUUGGAACACCUUAUGACAACAUUGGAACUGCUACUGAAGAUGAAAAAAAAAUUCCAGAAAAGGAGGCAAGAGUAAAUAAUAUGAUGGACACGGAAAGUACGAGUGACAACCGAAGACUGGGACAAAUGGAGCAAAAAUUGGAGCAAAAAUUAGCAAAAGAACUAUCGCAGGAGGUGGAGCUGUUAAAUCGAGCAGCACCAAAUUCUCAUGUUGAAAUUAGUGGGCCAAUCAUGGUUUCGGAUAAAGACACACUUGAAGAAGAUCCAGAAUAUCAAAAGCAGUCGCAAGUUCUGGAGCCGGUUGCGUCCACCUCUUCAAACACAUUGGUUACUCCUUCAUUACUUUCACAAUUUAUGGCUGAACCAGUUACUGCAAGUCCUCAAACAGCUCAAACUGAUUUUUUGAAUGAGAGGGAACAGGAAAAAUCAAAGGUGGCUAAGAAAAGACGAAUCACGCCAACUCUUGUCAAUACGGAAUAA
Molecule: messenger RNA, 1875 nt
Organism: Sungouiella intermedia
Lineage: Eukaryota; Fungi; Ascomycota; Pichiomycetes; Serinales; Metschnikowiaceae
Source: the annotation of a GenBank genome assembly